Molecule: messenger RNA, 1206 nt
Organism: Bacidia gigantensis
Lineage: Eukaryota; Fungi; Ascomycota; Lecanoromycetes; Lecanorales; Ramalinaceae
Exons: 5
Coding region: 1-1206 (401 amino acids)
Biological process (GO): formation of cytoplasmic translation initiation complex; translational initiation; formation of translation preinitiation complex
Cellular component (GO): cytosol
Molecular function (GO): translation initiation factor activity; GDP-dissociation inhibitor activity; eukaryotic initiation factor eIF2 binding
Source: RefSeq, a predicted model, not a curated record
AUGGCUACCAUGAACAUUCGUCGUGAUGUCGCCGACCCCUUCUAUCGCUAUAAAAUGGAACGUCUGAUGUCUAAGAUUGAAGGCAAGGGAAAUGGCAUCAAGACAGUCGUUGUCAACCUGAGCAGCGUCGCGCAAUCUCUAGCCCGCCCACCAUCUUACGUUAUCAAGUACUUCGGGUUCGAGCUUGGUGCGCAGACUAACACCAACCCAGCAGAUGACCGCUGGAUCAUCAACGGCGCUCAUGAUGCUUCCAAGCUGCAAGACCAUCUCGACGGUUUCAUUAACAGAUUCGUGCUCUGCAAAAAAUGCAAAAAUCCAGAAACCGAUGUAGUGGUCAAAGACGACCGCAUCUCUCUGGACUGCAAAGCCUGCGGCCAACGCUCUGAUGUCGAUGUUCGCCUCAAGCUAAGCGGCUUCGUCCUCAAGAACCAGCCCAAGAAGGGCAAGAAGGACAAAGCCGAGAAAAAGGCACGUCGCGCCAAAGCCAAAGAGAACGAUGGUGCGCUUGAAGCCAACAGUGACGAUGAGUUCACGCGCCGCAUCAACGAAGAUGCCAAGGACUUGAAUGGUGCUGUAGCGGACGAAGACACAGUGGAAUGGACUGUUGAUACCUCGGAGGCAGCUGUCAAAGCUCGUGCCCAGGAACUUCCCAGCGAUUUCAAGCAGUCGCUCACCCUAGAAGAUGCCGAAGAUGACGGUGAAGAAGGUGGCGCGGGCAAUACGGCCUACGAUCAACUCGGUAGCUGGAUCAUCAGUGCCGCCGAGAGUAAGCCUCAAGGUGUCGCAGAAGUCCCCGACGUGGAGAUCUACUUGAAAGCCAAAGAACUAGGUCUUGAAACGAAGCACAAGACUCUGACUGUACUCGCCCAGACGAUCUUCGACGAUGGCAUGGCUGAGCAAAUUCCUAAGCGUGCCAGCAUGUUGAAGAAGAUGAUCACUUCCGACCGUCACCAGAAGGCCCUGCUUGGUGGCACCGAGCGCUUUGUAGGCAAGGAGCAUCCAAAGCUCAUCGCUCAGGUUCCCAAGAUUUUACUGGCACUUUACCAGGAGGACCUAGUCACGGAGGAAGUCCUCAAACCUUGGGCUUCCAAAGCUUCCAAGAAAUAUGUCGACAUUUCGACUAGCAAGAAAGUCCGCAAAGCUGCCGAGCCGUUUAUCGAGUGGCUCAAUAACGCUGAAAGUGACGACGAUUCGGAAGACGAGUAG